UCUCGCUACCACGCUUCUACGCCUUGUGUGGCACAGGACGUACGCGUCACGUCUAAUUCACCGCAACACUCAAUUCUCAUAUAUCACAAGGACAUUAAACUUAGGCCACGUUGCUUGCAGUGAGGAAACCAUGCCGUCAUCCCCAUCAGUGCCAGUAGAACUACCCAAACCGCCCAAACUGGAUCUGGAUGAGUUCGUUGCGACUGCCCUGUCAGCUACCCCAGCGGAACUCCAUCCAUUUUUUGAAUCUUUCGGCAAACUCCACACGAGAAAACUAUGGCAUCAACUAACGCUCAAAUUAUAUGAGUUUUUUGACCACCCGUUGUCGCGGCCCUUCCGUGUGGAUGUGUUUGAGCGAUUCGUGCGCGACUUUGAGCCCAAACUGAACCAACUUAAACUUGUGGAGAUGGGGACUAAAGUGUCCAAGGAGAUCGACAACCCACAAACACAGCUUUUGUUCCUCAACUCCAUACUUUCACGGAUCGAUGCCGAAUCAUCACAGGAGGCAUACGUGCUGCUGCUUGCAAACAUUGCAUAUGCAAAGCUGGUGUACGGCGAUUUAGAGGGUACCAAGACGGAUAUGGAUACUGCCUGGAAAACACUCGAUCGACUGGAAGGAGUUGACACUGCCGUCAAUGCUUCGUAUUACAAAGUAGCCGCUGACUACUAUAAGGCCAAAGCGGAAUAUGCGCCAUAUUAUAAGCACUCUCUGCUGUAUCUGGCAUGUGUCGAUGUAGCAACAGACCUUACUUCAGAAGAACGUUUGCUGCGCGCACACGACCUUGGCAUUUCGGCAUUCCUCGGCGACACUAUCUAUAAUUUUGGGGAGCUGUUGAUGCACCCAAUACUCGACGCGCUGGACAACACGAAGUAUGAUUGGAUCAAGAAGCUGUUGUUCACAUUCAACGAAGGCAACAUUGGCAAAUUCGAAGCACUGGCACCACUAUUUCCGCAGGAGCCGAUUCUGGAAGAGAACUACCCCUUCCUUCGACAGAAGAUAUGUUUGAUGGCGCUGAUCGAAUCAGUGUUCAAACGGAACGCGAAUGACCGAACGAUGUCUUUCCAGGCUAUCGCCGAGGAGACGCUACUUCCAGUAGACGAAGUGGAACACCUCAUCAUGAAAGCACUGAGCCUCAAGUUGAUUCGAGGUUCCUUGGACCAGGUGGAUCAAAAAGCGCGCAUCACGUGGGUGCAACCUCGUGUUCUGUCGCGCGCACAAAUAGGCGAGCUAGCGACGCGGCUUGGAGCGUGGAUAGAUAAGUUGGGGAGCGUGGAGCAGAGGAUGGCCCCACAUGUGUCUACGGCGGCAUGAGUACGUUCACACUGUACGUAGAGAUGGGCGCCGACUUUUUCCAAGGCGACUGUCCCCGGAGCAAGAAUGAUCGAUUGUGACAUGCUGCAUUCAUUGUAUGAAUUUUUAGAAGGACACGUUUGCGGUUCCGGAUCAGAUACGAAGGUUAUAACGGUGGUUUGCGAGCACGUUGAGACACGAUGCAGAUUCUGAAUGACAUAGAGGGACUGAUGAGGGUAUGUUUGAGCCGUAGGGAAGGAGGGUUUAAGCCGUAGUAGGGGAAGAGGCACUGCUAUCGAAUGCAGGCUUCCUCAUUUAGGGUGUGAAGUACUAACAGCAUGCUGUCC
Molecule: messenger RNA, 1638 nt
Organism: Suillus clintonianus
Lineage: Eukaryota; Fungi; Basidiomycota; Agaricomycetes; Boletales; Suillaceae
Exons: 7
Coding region: 131-1312 (393 amino acids)
Biological process (GO): ubiquitin-dependent protein catabolic process
Cellular component (GO): nucleus; proteasome regulatory particle, lid subcomplex; cytosol
Molecular function (GO): structural molecule activity
Source: RefSeq, a predicted model, not a curated record